AUGAAAUAGAAGAAAGUAUUUCAAGUUGAUCGUGAAAGACUCAAUAAGCUGAAAACAAAAGAAUCAACUGCUUGCUUAGACUGGGCACUUAAAUAACCUAACAUAAAUGAACUAUAAUCUACAAUUUAAUAAAUGUCCUUUAUCGAAUUGCAUUUAGAAAUAGAAAAUAUUGAAAUGUAAGGAGUUUGCCAUAUUUUGUGCAAUAACUAAAUGCAAUUAAAAUUCAUUUCAAUUGCUAAUGGGUUAUUAAUAUUUUAAGAAACUAAUUGUGUUGUUUUGAGUGACUGUGUAAUCUAGAAAAAGAAAUUCCAUUGUCAUCAUAACUAACUAUUUUUGAUUAUAGUAUAAAAUCAUGGAGGAAGACUUAUCUUAAUAUUCUAGCAUCCAAUGUCAUAAAAAGAAUGGUUUAAGAAUUUGAAAUUAUCAGCAAAACAAAUCGAUUUUCUUAAAAAAUAUAGAAUCUAAGAUAAUAUAUGCUUAAAUUUUUACUCAAUAUCUCAUAAGAAGAAGAAGAAAAAGUUUGCAGCCUAAAUUAUCAAUCGUAAAACUUUCAAAUCCUAUGAUUAGUAAGAAAUUGUUAAUAAUUAUAUUAAAAUUUUGAGAAAUACUAAUAUCUAAAACGUAUUUCCUAUCAUUAGUAUUUUCGACGAUAAUGAUAUUCUUUAUCUCUUGACUGAUUAAUUUAUUGGUAGUUCUUUUGAAUAAUUAUUAUCUAAUCAAAAAACCAUUGUUACCCAGGCGGAUUUAGCAUUUAUAAUUUUUUCUGUUCUUUAGAACUUAAGAAGCUUAUAAGAUGAAGAUCUUUUUCAUGGAAAUUUGAAUCUAGACAAUAUCAUUAUUGUUAAUUAAUCAGGAUAGCUGGGAGUCUAUGUAAUCAAUCCAAUUUAUAAAUUAUAUAAAUAAAAGUAGAUCGAUUAUUAUCUUAACAUUGUUCCUGACUAUCUUCUUGCUCCUGAAAUUAAUGAGAAUUAAACUCCUUCAGUUUGUAGCGACGUUUACUAAUUAGGAAUCAUAUUAAUGUUAGUUAGCUUUUAUAGUAUAUCGUAAAAACUAAAUAACUCCUUUAUUGAAAGAGUACUAAAUAAUAAAGAAAUCUUGACAUCUUAAUAAUAGAUCAAGUUUUAAAAAUGUCAAGAUUCAGAUUUUCCAUAUCUGUUUAGUGCGUGUUAAUUAGAUUUGAUUAUGUAAAUGACUGAAAGCGAUCCAAGUAAAAGAAUCUAGGUCCAAGAUGCAUUAAAACAUGCAUGGUUUAUUAAUACUAAAGAUAAAAUCAAAACUCAAAAAUAAAAUUUUAACAGAGAUCUGCCAAGUUUAAAAACUAUUAUAGAAAUGGUCGAACAAAGCGAUUAUGACAUCAAAAGAAAAUCCCUUUAGAGCACAGCAAUAAAUUUUAAAUUACCCCUACAAAAAUACGAAUUCAGCCCUUACGUCUAAUAAUAACCGGAAUUAAGUCCUCUUAGAAAGACCUCAGAAAGUUUAAAUGAAGUUCUAGAUGAAGAGCAUUAAAUAAGCAAUCUAAUUGAUUAAUUGAACAACAAAUAAUAUAUAAUGUUACCUUCAUAAUAUAACCAUUUCACUUAAGCCAAGAGUUAAUUGAGACUUGUCUAAACUGAAAAUAAUUUAGAUUAAUUACAUAUUUGA
Paramecium tetraurelia is the source of this 1641-nucleotide messenger RNA. RefSeq lists its product as uncharacterized. Gene Ontology annotation, molecular function: protein kinase activity; ATP binding. The record is from RefSeq and is a predicted model, not a curated record. Lineage: Eukaryota; Ciliophora; Oligohymenophorea; Peniculida; Parameciidae. The transcript has 2 exons. Gene Ontology annotation, biological process: protein phosphorylation.